This is a messenger RNA of Tuber aestivum (summer truffle), 409 nucleotides long. The record is from the annotation of a GenBank genome assembly. NCBI's taxonomy places the organism in Eukaryota, Fungi, Ascomycota, Pezizomycetes, Pezizales, Tuberaceae.
AUAAAGCGCUAGAAAACUUUGGAAAAAUAGACAUGUUCCGGAUAGUCCGAGUAUUCCCCCCCCCCCACUGUCCUCUCUUUCUUUCCCUAGUAUCGCAGGUCUCACGCACAUUAUUAGCACGACAUAACGACCAAAAUGCCCGCGCCCCGCGCACACGUACUCUUCUCGUCCACAAACGCCGGCUCCUCACUACUAUCCGCAUCGCCGCUUGAGAUCCCCGGCACCAGGGUUACGGUCCGAGCGUUGGAGAGUAGAUUCCCGCACGCGGGGUACAUACGGACCGAGAGUUGUACCCACGCCAUACGCUCCUCCAACCUGCUGGGUAAAAGGGCAUUCGUUAUGGGCUCGGCCGAGGUGGAGAAGGAGAGCGGAGGGCUAGAGGAGGAUACGGGGGGUUCUUUUGGGGGUG